AUGAGUUCUAAAGGGACUUCAGUCCUACGGGAACGCAAUGCGGCUACCAAAGAACGGUCGCAGGCUGCUGCCAUGCCGCAAAUAGCGCAAAUGGGCUGGCUGGAGAAGAAAAUAAAGCCUACGAAGAUCAGUGCUCGAUAUCCUGUGAAAGGCACACCCCUGCUCUAUGCAACUUGCGCCUUUGGCAGCUUGGGAGAUGCACUUUUCGGUUACAAUUCUGGUAUAAUGUCCGGCUUGCUGGUCAACCCAGUGUUCGUGUCUCGAUUCUUCAAGAAUUUUGGAGGAGCAGAUGGUUCGACCUCUUCAGUGGACCCUUCCAUCACAGGAAUAUCUGUUGCUUGUCUACAGGCGUCCGCCGCGGUGGGUGCACUUAUCGCAGGUCGACUCGGCGAUAUGGUCGGACGAAAGAAAUGCGUUCGUAUCGGUGCCUUUAUCUACUUCUUCAGUGCAUUCAUUCAAAUGUUUGCCCCAGGUUUUGCCACCUUUGUCGCAGGUCGUACCAUCCAGGGCCUGGGUGUAGGAUUCCUCUCCAUGACAGUGCCAAUCAUCCAGACGGAGAUUGCCGCGCCACAUCGCCGUGGAUUAAUGGUGGGUAUUGAGUACACAUUCUUGAUCGCAGGAUAUAUGCUUUCUUGCUGGGUGGAUUACGGAUUCAACUUCAUGCUGCCAAGUGAGAUGUCAUGGCGAGGCCCGUUUAUCAUUCAGAUUAUUCUAUCUUUCAUCCUGUUGGCCAUGUCAUUCUUCCUCCCGGAAACACCUCGAUGGCUCGCAAUCAAUGGCUUCAUGAAUGAGAGUCUGCAAACGAUCGCAGAUCUUCAUUCCAAUGGCAACACGGAGGAUGAGCAAGUUCAGAAAGUUUUCUACGAGAUCCAGGAAGCAGUCAUCUAUGAAUCUAAUCUUGGCAAAUCCACAUGGAUGGAAAUGUUUACGCGAUACCGAAAGCGAACGAUCGUUGGCAUCACGGUGCAGAUGUUCGCACAGAUCAACGGAAUCAACAUCAUCUCUUUCUACCUCCCAAGCACCCUUGCAAGCGCUGGCUUCGACAAUCGGAAAUCACUAUUAUUCACCGCAGCGAACGCUCUUCCAUAUACCGCAGCAACUAUUGUUACUUGGUGGCUCGCGGACAGAUGGGGCCGAAAGCCUCUCCUGAUACUCGGCGGUCUUACGAUGUCUGUACUACUAGGCAUUGUCUGCGCCUUCACCGAGGCUGGAUUUGACGUCCAGGUGAAGGCAAAUGGCCAGUAUGCAUUUGUCAUGCUGUAUAACAUCGUCUACGGAUUUACUUGGGGCCCUAUGCCGUGGCUGUUGCCAGCAGAGAUCUUCCCGCUCCGAGGUCGCAGUAAGGGCAUGGCAUUGGCCACCACCAGCAACUGGAUCUUCAACUUCGUUAUCGGUAUGGUGUCGCCAGAUGCCUUUGCUGGUAUUCAUGGGUACUUCUACCUUGUCAUUGGCGGAUUUUGUCUGUGUUCGGCUGCACUUGUGCACUUCUAUUAUGUCGAAACAGCAAACCAUACCCUUGAGGAGAUUGCGGUUGCGUUUGGUGAUAGGGCGUUUGCAGACCAGGACACAGAGGUCAUGGAGAUUGCUGAUGCGAAGAGCGAGACAGGAGAGUCUCAAGUGUGA
Molecule: messenger RNA, 1623 nt
Organism: Penicillium subrubescens
Lineage: Eukaryota; Fungi; Ascomycota; Eurotiomycetes; Eurotiales; Aspergillaceae
Product: sugar porter family MFS transporter
Exons: 4
Coding region: 1-1623 (540 amino acids)
Biological process (GO): carbohydrate transport; transmembrane transport
Cellular component (GO): membrane
Molecular function (GO): carbohydrate:proton symporter activity
Source: RefSeq, a predicted model, not a curated record